AGAGCCACAGGUUUGCUGAGUAAAGUGCUUCCACAGUCCCCUGCUGCUACUGAAGACGCCGUGCAGAGAGGAGUUGUGGGGACAAUGCGGAGGCUACUGAAAGUAAUGCCAAGCAUCAUUUAUAGCUUUUUUUCUUUAUCUGUCUUUCUUUUGGAUGAUCACUGCCCGAUUCACAAGGCCUUCUUCCCUGUCUACGGCAACCCACAGCUUCUUGAUAAAAUAAUAAUAAUGUGUUGUACGGACUGACAUAAAGGAUUCUGUAUACUGUAUAUGAUGUGACAGAAAUGUUUUUAUCUUGCCGUGCAGGGAUCAGGGAUGACCACCACUAAAUAUUUGAUCAAGACCCUCACAGUGUGCACGGCUAUCAGUCAAACGGCUCAGGAGGAAUGGGUGAAAUGUGAUAAAAGUAAGAUACACGUAUGAUGGAUUGGUCUUGGUUUUUGAACUAGAGUGUUAUGUAAAAGAUUCUAAAUAACAAAAACAGAUAUUGUAUUAUAAGGUGUGUGCGUGUGUGCGUGCGUGUGUGUUGCUUUGUGUGUGUGUGUGUAUGUGAUUACAUUGGGCAACUUUUAUUUUGUCCUACUCAUCAGGACUUUACACCCUGAGGAGGCUCCUGGGCCCCAGCAGUGAGGAGGCAGUGGCAGGGAACGCUGCCCUGUGCCUGGGCCACUGCCUGGGGGUGCAGGGGGCAGCCAGCAGCCUCCUGGGCACCGACACUGUCCUGCUCCUUCUCCGCCACGCUGCGGGCGAUGCCAAGAGA
Molecule: messenger RNA, 760 nt
Organism: Coregonus sp. 'balchen'
Lineage: Eukaryota; Metazoa; Chordata; Actinopteri; Salmoniformes; Salmonidae
Source: the annotation of a GenBank genome assembly